AUGGAAUCACUGAAGACAAGGUCUCUCUGGUUCCUCGCUGCCUUCCUCUUCCUGUCAGCUGUUCUCACAGUGGCUGAGGUGGUAAAGGAGGUGUCAGACUGUGACCAGUUUCUCCUUAAGAAAACUCCACCAGAGCUCCCAGGCAUCUUGGAGGGUGGGAAAAUCCAGGACCAGAACCGCUACAAACCCAUUUGCCAGACUUACAAUAAUAAGAGAAGGUUUCUGACCCUCUACGACACCAAGAACAGGAUUCCAGUGUUUUCUGCUUACAAAUACAGAGGGAAGGGAGAAAGUAAGAGACCUCCAAACAACUGGAGGAUAGAGCCAGAGCUUGAGAAUGAAGAUGACAAGAACAUGAUACUUGGAGAAAGAAACAAAACCUACAACAACCAGGCUGGAGACAUUGAUUACAGAAACAAUGGACGGUUCGACAGGGGCCAUUUAUUUCCAAGCUCUCAUGCGUUCAACAAAACAGAUAAAAUGUCCACCUUCACCCUGACCAAUAUCGUUCCACAGGUAAGCUCAUUCAAUCAGGGAAGCUGGAACAAAAUGGAGAACUGCAUCAGAUGCAUAAUGGACAAAUACUGUAUCAACAACAAUGGUGCUAUUGAAGGCUUUGUGGUGACUGGAGCACAACCCAGCACCAAAAACAUCCUCAAGAACAAGAUUAAUAUUCCCUCCAUGCUCUGGUCUGCAUUCUGCUGCUACAGCGUCAACAUGCAGGAGUGGAUUGCGAGUGCGCACUGGAGCAAGAAUAUUCAACCUAAAAACAAAUAUCUGCAGACCAAGACUCUGGAAGAACUCCAUCAAGAACUGAGAUCAGCCGACUCUGAAUUUAAAGUGUUUCCUGGAACUCAUUGUCCUCUCCGCACAACUGUUACUGAGUUUUACCCAAAAAUAAAUGACUGUCACUGUUCACCCUCUGUUUUAACCACUUCUUCUACUAUCACUUCAACAUCUGGCCCACUCACUCCAACGUCUGGCCCACUCACCUCAACAUCUGCCACUGUGGGAACAGUGGACAGGAAGAGGAAGGCAGCAAGGAACCAGAGAGACCUUAUCUUCAGUGACACCAUCUUCAAACACUGUAUCAUUUGA
Morone saxatilis (striped sea-bass) is the source of this 1098-nucleotide messenger RNA. Its product is annotated as endonuclease domain-containing 1 protein-like. The record is from RefSeq and is a predicted model, not a curated record. Gene Ontology annotation, molecular function: hydrolase activity; metal ion binding; nucleic acid binding. NCBI's taxonomy places the organism in Eukaryota, Metazoa, Chordata, Actinopteri, Moronidae. The transcript has 3 exons. Bases 1 to 1098 code for a protein of 365 amino acids.